AUGGAGGUGUUUGCGUUUCGUGAAGAGAACAUGUUUCCCGAGAGGGACAGCCCUGCAUUUCAUCCUAGGUGCAUUGUGUUGCCGGCUCCUAAGCAUAAUCAUACUCGUAUGGAGGUCACAUACAAAAUUUUGAAGACCAUGCCGCUCUUCAGAGGGUUUAAGAUUGAGAAGGCUGAUGUCCAUAUAUUUCUUUUUGAGUCGAAGGUGCAACAUGUUAUUCAAUCCAUGGAACGUGGAGACUUGGAGUUAUUGUAUCUUGAGGUGUUUCCCUUCACUCUAGUUGAUAAAGCAAGAGAAUGGUUGCACUCUAUUCCAGAAAAUUCCAUCCGAUCAUGGGAUGAGCUUAAAGAAGCAUUCCUCAAGGAAUUCUUGCUCACGACAAGAAGAGCAAGGAUGAGAGAGAUGAUUCAAGCAUGUAGACAAGAAGAUGAUGAGCCCUACCACAAGUACUUAAAGAGAUUUCAAGAAGUAGUAGCACCAUUAGACCAUGGCAUGAACCAACAUGCGUUGAUUAGUACUUUCUACCAAGGUCUGUUAAGGGAUUAUCAAGAGUACAUUGAUUCGUUUUCACCAAGAGGCUUCAUGAACCUUGAGGUAGGAGAUAGGAUCAUGCAUAUUGGAGUACUUGGAGAAAGAAGGGAUAGUUUGGUUUCGACGUCAUGCUCUAGGGUGAGUGGUACUUCUCGGUUCAAGGGAGUGGAGAUGGAUGGAAGGAAAGCUAGGAAGUAUGGGAACACUCGAGACCAUUUGAAACCUCUAGUUGGCAUGAAAAGGAAAGGUAGACCGGCUAGAGUUAAGACUACACCUACAAGAGCGGAGAACCGCCGAGACAAGAUGAUGAAUGAAAUGCAACAAUCGAUUUUGGAAUUGGCAAAAUCGCAUAGGGAGUUAAAGGAUCUUGUUGAGGACAUUCGUGCUAGCUCUAAGGAAGAGAGCAAAGAACUUACAAUUGAAGAGGUGGAGUCUUACAGCCGUGUCAAUGAGGAAGAGGAAGAAGAAGAAGAAGAAGAAGAUCCGAGUUUGAAGGAAGAAAAGAAGGAUGACUCUGAUCAAGCCAUGCUCGACAUCUUCAAGAAGGUGGAAGUGAACAUGCCUAUUAUUGAAUGCAUACAACAAAAUCCUAAGUAUGCUAAGUUUUUGAAAGAAUUGUGCACCAACAAGAGGAUGACUCGAGAGAAGGAGGUUGUUACAAUGAGUGAGACGGUUUCUGCCGUGCUCCAAAGGAAGCUACCACCUAAGCUUAAGGAUCCAGGGAGUUUUUCUAUCCCGUGUACAAUCGGAAACAUGACAUUUGAAAAGAUAAUGUUAGACUUAGGUGCAUCUAUUAAUGUAAUGCCGCACUAUAUCUAUGAGAACCUAGGUCUAGGUGAUUUGAAACGUGAUAAUGUUGUGAUUCGAUUGGCUGAUUGUUCCAACAAAGUCCCUUUGGGCUAUGUUGAAGAUGUUCUUGUGCAGGUUUCGAGCUUGAUCUUUCCUGCCGACUUCUAUGUCAUAGACAUGGAACCAACGGAGGCAGAUGACAAAGAGGUUCCUAUUUUGUUAGGCCGCCCCUUCAUGAGGACUCUUCCUUCUGUGGUGCAAGCUCCAAAGCUUGAUCUUAAGGUUCUUCCGGACCACUUGAAGUAUGCGUUUCUAGGAGAAGAGGAUACAUUGCCCGUGAUCAUUUCAUCUGCACUAAACGAGGAGCAAGAAGAGAGAUUGAUUGAAGUGUUGAAGAGACACAAGACGGCAAUAGGAUGGACCUUAGCCGACAUCAAAGGGAUCAGUCCUACCAUGUGUGUGCAUCGAAUAUUGCUAGAAGAUGGUGCCAAACCAACUAAGGAAGGUCAGAGACGCCUUCAUCCACCAAUGAUGCAAGUUGUAAAGGAUGAAAUCACUAAGUUGCACGAUUGUGGCGUGAUCUACCCCAUCUCGGAUAGUAGGUGGAUCUCUCCUAUUCAAGUUGUGCCAAAGAAGUCAGGCAUCACGGUGGUGAAGAACAAGGACAACGAAUUGGUGCCUCAAAGGACAGUGACCGGAAUUGAGGUUGAUAAGUCUAAAAUAGAUCUUGUGCGUCACUUACCCCUCCCCACAAGUGUGAGGGAUGUUCGAUCGUUUCUUGGACAUGCAGGUUUCUAUCGUAGGUUUAUCAAGGAUUUUUCCAAGAUUGCGAGACCAAUGAGUACAUUGCUUCAAAAGGACAUCCCAUUUCACUUUGAUGAUGAUUGCAAGCUUGCAUUCGAGACCUUGAAGAAGCUCCUAACUUCAGCACCGAUCAUGGCACCGCCGGAUUGGUCCUUGCCAUUUGAGUUGAUGUGUGAUGCCUCCGACUAUGCAGUUGGAGCCGUGCUAGGGCAGAGGAAGGACAAGCAGCCCUACGCCAUCUACUAUGCCUCACGAACACUCAAUGAUGCUCAACAAAACUACACCACAACUGAAAAAGAACUGCUUGCCGUGAUCUUUGCUCUAGAUAAGUUUCGUUCUUACUUACUUCAAUCUAAAGUUAUUGUUUACACUGACCAUGCAGCUUUGAAGUAUUUAAUGACAAAGAAGGAUGCCAAACCGAGAUUGAUUCGAUGGAUUCUUCUACUCCAAGAAUUUGAUCUCGAGAUCAAGGACAAGAAGGGAAGUGACAAUGUUGUGGCGGAUCACUUGAGUCGUUUGGUGAGAGAUGCCGAGCCCUUGGCCAUCCAAGAGAGCUUUCCGGACGAGCAACUCUUUCGAGUUGAGGUAAGUGAGCCAUGGUAUGCAGAUAUUGUCAAUUAUCUUGUUUCUAAGCAAUUUCCUGAUACAUUAUCGCAUGCUCAAAAGAAUAGACUCAAGGCAUUAGCUAAGUAUUAUGUUUGGGAUGAACCAUACUUGUGGAAACAUUGUGUCGAUCAAAUCAUUAGGAGGUGUGUCCCUGAACAUGAACAUCAAUCUAUACUUACGUUUUGCCAUUCUGAAUCUUGUGGAGGACAUUUUGGUUCACAUAGGACUGCUCUUAAGGUGUUAGAAUGUGGUUUCUUUUGGCCUACGAUUUUUAAAGAUGCAUAUCAGUUUUGUAUGACGUGUGAUAGGUGCCAACGUAUGGGAAACUUAGGAUCUAGAGAUCAAAUGCCUAUGACACCGAUUAUAUAUGUCGAAAUUUUUGAUUGUUGGGGAAUUGAUUUCAUGGGACCUUUUCCUAGCUCAAAUGGUUUCUUAUACAUACUUGUUUGUGUUGACUAUGUUUCGAAAUGGGUGGAAGCAAAGGCCACCCGGACUAAUGAUUCUCGAGUUGUUGCAGAUUUCCUUCGUUCUAACAUUUUCUCUAGGUUUGGUAUGCCGAGAGUUAUCAUUAGUGAUGGAGGAUCUCACUUUUGCAACCGGACCAUUGAGGCGUUGUUGAAGAAGUAUGGAAUUAAGCAUAAGGUUGCUACGCCUUAUCACCCUCAAACAAGUGGACAAGUGGAGCUAUCUAAUCGUGAGAUCAAGAGAAUUUUAGAGAAGUCUGUUGGACCAUCACGCAAGGAUUGGUCUCAACGAUUGGAUGAUGCUCUUUGGGCCUAUAGGACGGCAUACAAGACUCCCCUAGGCAUGUCACCAUUUCGACUAGUCUAUGGCAAGGCGUGCCAUCUUCCCGUGGAGCUUGAACAUCGUGCAUGGUGGGCUGUGAAGAAUUUUAACAUGGACAUUGAUGAGGCCGGAUUACAUAGGAAGUUGCAAUUGCAUGAGCUUGAAGAGAUUAGGAAUGAGGCCUAUGAUUCGGCAAUGGUUUACAAGGAGAAGACUAAGACAUUCCAUGACCGCAUGAUUAGGAAGAAACACUUUGUCGUUGGACAGAAAGUUCUUUUGUUUAAUUCUCGACUUAGAUUGUUUCCGGGCAAGCUCCGCUCUAGGUGGCUUGGACCGUUUGUUGUCACUAAUGUUUUUCCUUCUGGUGCUAUUUAGAUCAAAAGUAUGGUGCAUGGAAAGGAAUUCACGGUCAAUGGACAUCGCUUGAAGCCG
Argentina anserina (silverweed cinquefoil) is the source of this 3948-nucleotide messenger RNA. RefSeq lists its product as uncharacterized. The record is from RefSeq and is a predicted model, not a curated record. Gene Ontology annotation, molecular function: nucleic acid binding. The annotation marks the transcript as partial. Gene Ontology annotation, biological process: DNA integration. The transcript has 4 exons. NCBI's taxonomy places the organism in Eukaryota, Viridiplantae, Streptophyta, Magnoliopsida, Rosales, Rosaceae.